This is a messenger RNA of Xenopus laevis (African clawed frog), 2017 nucleotides long. It is a transcript of the gene lyrm1.S, whose product is annotated as LYR motif containing 1 S homeolog. The record is from RefSeq and is a predicted model, not a curated record. Lineage: Eukaryota; Metazoa; Chordata; Amphibia; Anura; Pipidae. Bases 93 to 461 code for a protein of 122 amino acids. The transcript is spliced from 4 exons. Gene Ontology annotation, cellular component: mitochondrion.
CACGGAGGACCUGGCGUCAGGGGUGUAGGCGUGGCGUGUUGCGGAAAAGGCGUGGCACCGGUACGGUCCAUCAGUGGCAGACUUUGGCUGAGAUGACAGCCGGGACCCGUCGUGAGGUUUUAAACCUUUAUCGCCAGAUUUUCCGAAUAGCGAGGAAAUGGCAGGCGGCGUCGGGCCUUAUGGAAGAAACGAUAAAGGAGAGAGAGUACAUUGUAGAUGAAGCUAGAAAGUUAUUCCAUAGAAACAAACAGAUUACGGAUCUUGCGAUGAUUAAAGAGUGUACAGAAGAAUGCAAGGCCAGAAUAGAAAUUGGAUUACAUUAUAGGAAUCCUUACCCCAGGCCUAUCCAUCUGCCUCCACUGGGACUUGCCCUCCCACACAGUAAAGUGUUCCGGGCCCAGGAGAAGCUCAGGAAACAAGCCAAGCCUGUCUAUUUAAAGUCAUAUGAUGAAAUCUCCUAGUCGUGACUACAGAUCCAUCAUCAUUUAAUAUAUGGUUGUAUUACAAGCCGUAACUUUGUGAUAUUAUCAGGUUCAACCUCAAGCUGGAGUCUUUGAAUCAAAGUUGUUGUACUUGCACAGACUCGGGUUAAGCUCUCACUUUAUUCAGCAUAUUAAUAAUAAAAAUGUGUGUGUGUGUGUGAGGGGAGGCGGUUAUUCUGUUAUUAAUAAUCGAAUUCUGUUAAGUUUCCAAACCCAUUAAAUAUAAUGAAUCAAAGUUUGUUAAGUUGUACUGGCGAAUCAGGUGCACUUGGUACAGACUCUCAAACCCCCCCCCCCCUGCAACAUGGGAAAGUCUUUGUACAUACAUCGGUCCCCUAAUUUAAUUAACAGUCUUAAUUGUAUGUGACUUUGUGACAAUGAAUAUUGGCCGUCCAUGUGCAAAUACAUACACUGUGGCCUGGGCCAGAACUGGGGGGGGGGGAGAAGAGGCUCCUGCAUAGGGCGUAACACUGAGGGGCGCUGGGCAGGUGCCUGUUCAAGAUUCUUCUGAUUAUUUCUAAUCCAGAUUCCCCUCUGCAGGUCUCUCCUACCCCCUCUGUCACUCACUUGCUCCUCCCUCCUCUGUCCAUCUCUUCCUCUCUGUCCCUCCCUCCUCUGUCCGUCCCUCCUCUGUCCGCCCAUGCCUUCUCUGUCUGUCCCUCCCUCCUCUGUCCCUCUCUCCGUCCCACCCUCCCUCCUCUGUCCAUUCCUCUCUCCCUCCUCUGUCCAACCAUCCCUUCUCUGUCUUACCCUCCUUGCUCUGUCUGUCUCUCCCUCUCUCCGUCCCUCCCCCCUCCUCUGUCUGUCCCUCCUCUGUCUGUCCCUCCCUCCUCUGUCCCUCUCUCCGUCCCACCCUCCCUCCUCUGUCCGUCCCUCCCUCUUUCCGUUCCGCCCUCCCUCUCUCAUUCCUCCCUCCUCUGUUCGUCCCUCCCUCCCUCCUCUGUCUGUCCCUCUCUCCCUCCUCUGUCCCUUCCCUGCCCCUCCGCUUGCCCCACACGUGGGGGGGGUUGCCUAGGGUGCCCAAUUGGCUUGGCCCAGCCCUGAAUGUGGCCAAAGUACUUUACUGACCAUUGUGUGUGGCAUCUAGAUCCCUAUGGUGCAAAACACACUACAAAUUCUGAAAGCUUUUUCUAUAUAAAACUAUAGAAAUAUUGGUGACAAGUUACACAUUGCCCUUCAGCCCCUUCCCUUAGUCAUUGUGGUCACAUGAUAAACCUUUUAUACAUAAAAUAGUGGUAAUUAAUAAUUUCAGUAGCCCAGGUUAUGGCUUAGCAGUGUCUCUAAUGUCACCAUUCAUUGAUGUAAAUAAGUCUGUAUUUCAAGUGUUUAUUGGCUGGUUAAUAAAUAUGGAAUAUUAUCUGAAAAAGCUGCUCAAUACAUUUUGCAGGUGAAAUAAAAAUUGUGUGUCUGUAUGAGCUUUGUAUAAGAAUUGUCACAGCAUUUGACUUUGUAGUUUGGUGUAGACAGAAGAGCAUUUUGCUUUUAUUUCCCGCACUUUGUCCAUUUUGUGCGACAUUAAACCCUCUAUAUUCAAA